AUGGCGGGAACAUCCCCAGGGGAUCCUCCCUAUCCGAUUGAGGGAACCUUACCAGCCUACAUGGCAACACGCCGUAACGAUGGAAUACUUCGUGUGCUAUUGCUCCGUGCUAAAGUAGUUAGAGAAUCGAAUGAAAAUGAUGUCAGUCAAACUCCAAACUCUCAAAUUAGUCAGCAAGUGGAGCAAGAUAGAUUGCCAUCAAACCCAUUCUUAAUUGCCCGUUCUAUCGAAGCUGUUAUCGGGUAUGAAAAUCGAUCGUUGGUAACCGCCACAAAAGAAGCACGGGGUACACGAUAUGUUCUCCGUACUCAGUCUCCCCAAGUGUACAAGGCUCUUUUGGAAAUGUCGCAUCUACUUGAUGAAGAUAAAACUCCAGUGGAAGUGGUUGAUCAUCCCAGGUACAAUUUUACAAAAGGGAUAGUAUACGACGUGGAUACCAUCAAAGUCCCAGAUCAAGAUCUUCUAAAUGAACUGAAGAACCAAGGAGUCACAGCCGUCAGACGGAUAACAAAAACAGAGAACAAAGUUGUUAAAAAUACACCGCUGAUAAUACUUACGUUCCGAGGAACAAUUCGUCCCGAUCAUAUAUUCUUUGGUUUCAUCCGCAUCAAUGUACGAACAUAUUACGACAAUGUACAAAUAUGCCGUAACUGUGCAGCUUACGGACAUUCCCCUAAGAAUUGCACAAGUGAAACGGUGUGCCUUACUUGCUCCCAAAGCCAUCAAACUCUGGAAAACCAACCUUGCCCCAAUCCUCCUUACUGCUGUCAUUGUGAAGGUGGUCAUUCUCCGGUGAGCAAAGUCUGUCCUGUUUUUCGGAAAGAAGAAGCAGUGAUACGUCUUAAAACUGAUCGGGGAAUUUCUUUCAUCGAGGCGCGAAAAGAAAUAGAAGAGUCGUCGAAGGCUCCUAGCUACGCCAGUAAAGUGCAAGGCCGUUUGAACGAUAGCUCCGAUAAAGACCGAGAGAUUAAAAUUCUUCGUGACGAGCUUGAAAAAAUUCGCGAGCAAAUGAAGGAUUACGUUGCACUAAAAUCGGAGCUCGAAGCCCUUAAGCAAAACAUCAAUCUUUCUGCACCAUCAACCAUUUAUCAAAAUAAAACAUCUGAACCAAAAGAAACACACCAGACUAAUACUUCGAACGAUAAAACUCAACAACUCGAAAAAACGCACAUCUCUCGGAAAGACUCGGGACCGAAACAAUCGAAAACAAAUAACCAACCAAAACCUCAACGAAUCUCGAAAAGCUACUCCCUAAAUUCUAUAAAUCGAAUCGCCACUAGAAGCAUGAGCAGAAAAAGAAAUUUGGAUAUAUCUCCCACAUCAACAGAUUCCGAUCUAAAGAGAUUUUCAACCUGCCCGGAACCUAGUCAAGAGGUGAUCAUAUCCACUGAUGACACCGAGAUGCUCUCUAGCGACCACGAAUAA
Molecule: messenger RNA, 1425 nt
Organism: Uranotaenia lowii
Lineage: Eukaryota; Metazoa; Arthropoda; Insecta; Diptera; Culicidae
Exons: 1
Coding region: 1-1425 (474 amino acids)
Source: RefSeq, a predicted model, not a curated record